This is a messenger RNA of Acanthochromis polyacanthus (spiny chromis), 4579 nucleotides long. RefSeq names its product signal transducer and activator of transcription 6, interleukin-4 induced (gene stat6). Gene Ontology annotation, biological process: defense response; cell surface receptor signaling pathway via JAK-STAT; regulation of cell population proliferation. Bases 705 to 3041 code for a protein of 778 amino acids. Gene Ontology annotation, molecular function: RNA polymerase II cis-regulatory region sequence-specific DNA binding; DNA-binding transcription factor activity, RNA polymerase II-specific. NCBI's taxonomy places the organism in Eukaryota, Metazoa, Chordata, Actinopteri, Pomacentridae. The transcript is spliced from 22 exons. The record is from RefSeq and is a predicted model, not a curated record.
UGUCCUCCUCAGAGCCGCUGCCAGCCGCAGAUAUGGUAUCAUGUGUCUCCGCAGAGGCUUACUGGAAGCUGCUGAAUGUCGUGAAAUGACUCAACAUUACUCCGCCUACGACUCGUUCUGUGGAAGUUCACCAAGCCCACUGGUUGUAGUUUCUGUUUUCACGGACAGAUAAACGCUCGGAGCCCUGGUGCUGCGUUCACGGUCUAAAGCGGCUUCCCGAGGCUGCAGAGCGCACGGAGCCUGGUCCAAAAGGUGCGCGUUAAACCAACACCAAAGCUCAUCCACAGUCACCUCAUGAGAGCACAGCAGCCCUGAUGUGUGUCACCAUUACGAACAGUCAUGUGUGGACUUGAACGUGACGGCAGGAAAUCAAACUACUCCUCCGCUUCGUGGCCAAUCGUGCGCAACAGGGAAGUGAGUCCAACCUACUUUCUGCGUUGCUGAAAGUUGUCUGCGCCCUGUGGGAUCUGCUUGGAGCUCAAAGUGCACCUUUAUUCUCUUCUUCGGGUUUAUUUGACGGUAAAUGUCCCAGCUUUCAAGCGGAAAACAUCAACGUUCAACUCGGUGAUGGAGGCAGGAAGGGUUCAGUAGGCUGCUGGUGCCAGGCGGAGAAGUUGUUGAGGUAGAACGAGGAGGAAGACACGACGACCACAGCGGUUUUUCAAUGUGUUGAAAUCUCUGUCUAACUGAAGCCCUGCUUGAUCAUGGCCCAGUGGAUACACAUGUACCAGAUGCUGCAGUGUCUGCCUGAUGAGACAGUCAACAGCCUUUAUCCUCCAUCCACCUUCCCCAUCGAAGUCCGACAUUAUGGAGCUGAUUGGAUCGAGAGCCAAAGAUGGGAGGACUUUUCUCUGGAAAAGAUGGAUCAGGAGAGCAAGGCUCAGACUCUCCUGGAACAAACCGUCAGCAUGCUGCAGACAAUCGCUCAGCAGAAAACCGACGUAGUGGAGAGGAUGAAGCUGAUGCAGAUCAGCAGGAACAUGGCGAUGUUUCAGCCGCAGCCUCUGCAGUUUGUAGUAAUGGUCAGAGACAUCCUCAGGAAGGAAAGGGUUCUGAUCAGUGCGAACAACGCUCCGCAGUACCAGAUGUACCCGAGCAGAGACAACAUGCAGGACGUGGAGCAUCUGGGUGUGAAGGUGCUGGAGGUCCAGGAGAUCCGGAAGAAGAUGCAUCAGCUGCAAGAAGAGCUGAACUGGGAGAGGCAGAACUAUGAGAGCUUACAAGGACCAUUCCAGCAGAAUGGACUGGAUUCAGCACGACCAGAAAUCCAGAAGCUCCAGAACCACAUCCAGCAGCUGGAGUUCAAUGUGAACUCGAUGGCCACGAAGCGUUUCCAGCUGCUGAAGGACUGCGUGGACUGUUUGGACCUCUGUCAGAGCCGACUCAUCACCCGGCUGAAGGACUGGAGGUGGGAGCAGCACAAGGCAGCCAUCGGACAUCCCUUCGAUGACAACCUCAUCCCCCUGCAGAACUGGUGUGAGCAGCUGCUUGGGAUGAACGGGAACCUGAGACAAGAGCUGAUGUUGAUCGGGGAACGGACCUUAGACCUCCAGGAAAGACUGGGCCAGCUUCUGCAGGUCCUGAUUCAGAGCUCUCUUGUAGUGGACAAGCAGCCCCCUCAGGUCAUUAAGACUCAGUCGAAGUUCUCCACGACUGUGCGAUAUCUGCUGGGGGAGAAAGUAGCUCCCGGGAAGCCUGUGGUGCUGAAGGCGCAAAUCAUUAAUGAGCUGCAGGCCAGAAACCUGGGCAGCGUACCAGGGGAUAAUGUUGGGGAGCUGAUCAACAACUCGGCCAUCCUUGAACACAACACAGCCAGCAAGAGCACAUGUGCCACCUUCAGAAACAUGUCCAUCAAGAAAAUCAAGAGAGCAGACAGGAAAGGAUCAGAGUCUGUGACCGAGGAGAAAUUUGCCCUUCUGUUCUCCACAGAGAUCACCAUCACAGGCUGCGACACUCCUUACAGGAUACAGAUGAUCUCUCAGCCGGUGGUCGUCAUCGUUCACGGCAGCCAAGACAACAACGCUGUGGCCACCAUCAUAUGGGACUGUGCAUUUUCUGAACGAGACAGAGUUCCCUUCGUGGUGCCGGAGCGUGUGCCCUGGAGGAUGAUGUACAGCACCCUCAACAGUAAAUUUACCUCUGAGGUACAGACGCAACAUAAUCUGGACAACUACAACCAGCACUUCUUGGCCCAGAAGAUAUUUGACAAGCCCGACUUUGCUGAAGACUUCAGCAACAUGAUGGUUUCCUGGGGCCAGUUUAAUAAGGAGGUGCUCCCGGGGCGACCCUUCACUUUCUGGCAGUGGUUUGAGGGAGUGAUGGAACUAACCAAGAAACACCUGAAGACCUACUGGAGCGAAGGGCUGAUAUUCGGUUUCAUUGGGAAGCAACAUCUGCACCUGAUUCUCAAAGACAGGCCCAAUGGGACGUUCCUUCUUCGCUUUAGUGACUCUGAGAUAGGAGGCAUCACCAUCGCUUAUGUGUCUGCUACUGAAAACGGGGGACAGAAAAUCCAGAACAUCCAGCCUUUCACCAAGAGGGAUCUUGAGAUCCGUAGCCUCGGCGACCGCAUCCGGGACAUCAGCGGCAUCACGUACCUGUAUCCCGAUUUUCCUAAACAUGACGUUUUCAAAAAAUACUACUCGGAGCCUCAAGUGCCCUCCGUCUUGGGCUACAUCCCUGUGUCCCUCCAUACUAAAGUCGGCAUGGAUACCACGCUUAUGGGUCCUAAUAUGGCUCCUCAUGCUGAAAACUCUCACUUCUCUGUGGAUACAUCGGCCCUGGGUGCUAAUCUGGCACCCCUCAAUGAAAACCAUACCAGUGCCUUUCUAGGGGAUGCCACGCCCUCGCCUCCCAAUAUGGCUCCUCUAAAUGAAAACUCUCACAUGGGCUUCAACGUGCAUACAUUCCCGUCACCGUUCAACUCACCGGAGAUUCCUUCAGACAUAAUUGAAUCUCCCACUACCCCUCACCACAUUCCUGAGGGGACCGAUAUGGACAUAGACUUGGAAAGCAUUAUUAAGACGUUACAAAGCGACUGAAGCCUCAUCUGCCUUACCUUCACGUGAUGGACGUGCCCUCGUCUGUGCAAAGUCUCUUCUUUCGACACCUACACUUUCAUGUACUUUUGAGUUAAAACUCCGGGAGACAAAUUUGAUUUCUGUGGGACUCAACGUGCUGAGCUGAUGCUGCGAGAAAGCAGGAAGUCAUUUCAAGGACAAAAUGAAACUGAGAACAAACGAGAAGGAAAAGGCUGUCGUAACAUCAGCGUCUCCUUGCGCUCGUCUCCGGGAGCCUUUUGUUUCCCUCACCUGGUGGUCGGUUUGUCAGUGUUGACUUCUUUUACUUACUUUGCCUCUGUAGAGCAGUAGAAGCAGGUUGCUGUAGAGAUUACAGUGCUCUUUCAACAACAAGCAUGGAAUAUGUUGUAUGUUGUCCUCUGUGCUUGCUGUAUAUUUUUUUAAGUGAAGAUGAAUCAAGCAUAUUUCAAUAGUAUUUCCAUACUGUGUAUAACCUCAGUCACAGCGUAUUGUACACUCAGUGAUACUCGGUAUGUAUGGUGGCUAAUCAGUUACGUGUCAAGCAGAGUUUUUGGCCCUUAUUUGUUCUAUGCUACGAUAAAAAUUAGGAACACAAAGGAAACAAUAAGCUUUUCCAUCACUGUUAACUGUGAAAUUAUCCCACACAUAUUUACAAUGUUUUUACACGUACACAAGGCGUAGACUUAGACUUACAGAAGUGGUGACGGUGGUGGGUAAGGCUUAUAUAACUGGCUUAUAUUAUUUCUCUAUCAAUGAAACAGUCAUUUGUGUUUUCUUUUAUAUGUACAUACUUACAGCAAGCUUUCGUUGGUUAAUUUUAGUCAGUAUUUUGUAUGUUUAUUCUUUCUCAACUACUUAAUGGUGAAAAUAUAAAUUUUAUUUCUCAUUUUGAUGCCCUGAUGCAGAAAGAAACACACACAAAAAAGACACGCGAGUGAUGAAACUGUGAUUUUAAAAAAACUAAAAGUAUAUUCCCUAUAUGCUGAAACAAAAAUUCUAAACUUUAAUUUUAUUUUUUUAUUGUUGUAGUGUUGAUUUAAAGGGGGAGUCUGGACAGAGAUAGUUUAUUUUUUACAAAACUGGCGCUGUGUGUGAGGAAUUAUUGAUUGUAUUUGUCAGUGUCUAUUGACAUUGCGUAUUCCACCUUUAAGUAUCGCAUAACAUGUAUAUUUACAGUUUUGAUGUUUUUGGGAUAUGGUUUUAAAGAUUAAAUAGAAACUAGAGUAAAGCACCUCUGCAGUUAUUAGGAAACAUCACAGUAAAGAACAAUAUUACUCUCAAAUUGGUCCUGGGCGUCUUUCAAAUCAUACUCCUCAUAAACUAACUUUUGUUUUUAUAGCAGGCUUUGCACUAUCUACCAUCACUGUCAGCAUCAUGCAUGUAAUAAUAUAACAGUGUGUUGGAUGUUUCAUGUUCCAUAUACCCUUAUUCAACCUUUUAUAACUCGUAGACUGACUUUGGAUAAGCAAACCUGAUGCUACUACUACAAUUCAUCUUUCACUGUGGUGACAAUUAAAACCUCAGUUUUUCUCAAAAUA